AAUGGCGUCUGGAGUUUCUCCGGUGUUUCCGUACGUGGUGUUUCUUAACAGUAAUGUAUCCGUAACCCGUCUGCCGAUCUAUUACUAUAAUUUUUAUUUUUCUUUUCCCUUUCUUUUCUUUUCCCACCUCCCCUGGGACUGACUCUCAGCCGUUCUCUCGCCAAUUCCAAUUUCCAAGAAAGAAGUUGGUGUCUGUCUUCGGGGUAGCCGUCACUCCUUCUCUUCCUUCUCCUUGACCGCACUGUUGGAGAGAGACCGAGAGAGUUCCCAGCACCAAUCACCAUCCCAUCAUGGCCAACAUCACUGGGAGCUUUGUCUCCCCUUUAGCGGAUGCUACCGUUGUCCCUCAGCUUUUCCAGCCCUCCGGACUGCUCGGGUCCUUGCUUGGCGAUUUCAAUGUCUGGAAGGCUUUGUUGACUCUGUUUAUCGCGGCUGUUAUCUACGAUCAAUUCCGAUACUUCUAUCAGAAAGGAUCCAUUGUUGGACCCAGAUGGAAGUUGCCAUUCAUGGGACCUUUCCUUCAGUCGGUCAACCCCAAGUUCCACGAGUACAAGGCCAAGUGGGACAGCGGAGAACUGAGCUGUGUUUCCGUCUUCCACAAGUUUGUCGUCAUCGCAUCCACCCGUGAUAUGUCCAGGAAGAUCUUCAACUCUCCUGCCUACGUCAAACCCUGUGUCGUCGAUUCGGCGCAUAAGUUGCUUGGCGAGGACAAUUGGGUGUUCUUGGAUGGCAAGGAUCAUGUUGAAUUUCGCAAAGGCUUGAACGGCCUCUUCACCCGUUCCGCGCUCACUUGCUACCUUCCCCGCCAGGAGGAAACCUUUAACCAGUACUUCAAGCGCUUCCUCGAGAAGUCCAAGGCCAAUGACUUCAAGCCUACCCCCUGGAUGCCGGAAUUCCGUGAAUUGAUGACUGCCAUCUCUUGCCGUACUUUUGUGGGUCACUACAUGACCGAUGAGGUCAUCCAGAAGAUUAACGAUGACUACUACUUGAUCACGGCUGCCUUGGAGCUGGUCAACUUCCCGAUUAUCCUUCCUUACACCAAGACAUGGUACGGAAAGAAGGCCGCGGAUAUGGUUAUGGAGGAGUUCGCGAAGUGUGCCGCCAAGAGCAAAGCGCGUAUGGCUGCUGGUGGAGAAGUCUCGUGUAUCAUGGACGCUUGGGUCAAGGCUCAGCAGGUCUCCGCGAAGUACAGGGAGGACGUCGCCAAGGGCAUCCCCGCCGAGAAACCUCCUCAACUCCUUCGGGAUUUCACCGACGAAGAAAUCGCUAAGACUGUUUUCACCUUCUUGUUCGCAUCUCAGGAUGCAACCAGCGCCGCCUCUACCUGGCUGUUCCAGCUCAUGGCCGACCGCCCCGAGGUCUUGGAGAAGGUGCGGGAGGAGAACGUGCGUCUCCGGAAUGGUGACAUCAACGCGCCUAUCACCAUGGAGCUGCUCGAUCAGAUGGAAUAUACUCGUGCUGUGGUGAAGGAGACUCUGCGUUACCGUCCACCCGUUAUUAUGGUCCCCUACCUGGUCAAGAAGGAUUUCCCCAUCACCGAAAAGAUUACCGUUAAGAAGGGCUCUAUGAUCAUCCCAUCUGUCUGGCCUGCAACCCACGACGAGGAGGCGUACCCCAACCCAGACAGCUUCGACCCGGAUCGCUGGAUCACCGGCACCGCUGAGCAAAACCCUAAGAACUGGUUGGUCUUCGGCACUGGUCCCCAUUAUUGCCUGGGUCAGACCUACGCCCAGCUGAACUUGAUGGCCAUGAUUGGCAAGGCCAGUAUGGAGAUGACGUGGGAGCACACCACCACCCCCAAGUCGGAAGACAUCAAGGUGUUUGCCACGAUCUUCCCUCAGGAUGACUGCCUGCUUACAUUCCGCCCUCGUGCCUAAACUUCUAUAAUCGAUUUUAUUCUUCCCUUUUUCUUUUCAAUUUCCCCUUUCCUUGUCGGUCCUCCAGUGUUAAAUUCUCUAUCUUGGAGAUAGAAUGGCCGUACCCUUCUUCUCUUCCUUCUAUACCUGUAUCUACUUUUUUGUACCAUUCUUCCACCUUUGGGGGUUUUUUUCGGUGGUGGUUCUUUUUCGUUUUACCAUUUCUUGUUUAACGGAUGAAAAUUAGGAACGUGCUUGUGCCGAAGACGAGCCACAGGGACUCCCGCGCUCGCAAUGUAUGAGGCCGAGCCGUCCGGGCGUACAUGAUAUUGAACGAUUCAUGCAGGGUCGUCAGCUUUAUGAACAGUGAAGCGGUGAAGGACGUGCCAUUUUUAGAUUACGCUACCUAGAAUAAUAAUAAUUGUGAGCCUUUUUCGUU
This is a messenger RNA of Aspergillus pseudotamarii, 2295 nucleotides long. RefSeq names its product C-22 sterol desaturase erg5 (gene erg5). Gene Ontology annotation, molecular function: heme binding; monooxygenase activity; oxidoreductase activity, acting on paired donors, with incorporation or reduction of molecular oxygen. The record is from RefSeq and is a predicted model, not a curated record. Bases 291 to 1877 code for a protein of 528 amino acids. Gene Ontology annotation, biological process: sterol metabolic process. The transcript has 4 exons. Lineage: Eukaryota; Fungi; Ascomycota; Eurotiomycetes; Eurotiales; Aspergillaceae.